CUUAAUCAGAGAGCAGGGCUGUGUGUGUAUGUGGUAUGAGCCUGAGACAUGCACUCUUUAAUCCUCCUCAUCCUGCUCAUUUUGGGAUAUGAGAGUGAGAGUCAGAAGACUACAUCAGAUGAAGGUCGCAAAGGUCAUCGCCUCCUUCAGUGGUCAGAUCAUUAUGACUUUGCCGUCCAGCUGUCUGGCAAAGAGUCGCAAUGCUACUGGCACUAUGCUCGUCAGGACGGCCGUUUUUACCUCUCUUACAUGGUUCAGUGGGUGUCUGGGAUGAUUGGAGACAGACACCUAGCGGUCUCCAUUCACUCUCCUAAAGGCAUCCUCGUCUCCUUCGUGGAUGAUGCUACAGGCCAGAUGAGCUUCCAAACAACAGAGACAGGUUUUUAUCAGAUGUGUUUAGCCAACCUUCACAACCGUUUUGGAGACAUGCGAGUCUUUCUGAACUUCGGUGUGUACUACGAGGAACUUACAGAGGCCCAGAAGGAGAUUGACAUGGAAGAAGGCAUUCUGAACAGCACUCUUUCCAACAUGCAGGACAUUUCAAAUAAGCUACGCAUACGAAUCCAGCACGUGUGGCGCUUCUAUAAUGUAGCACGAAUGCGCAGAGGGGCUGACUACUACCUGCUUCAGUCCAAGUCCAACUACGUGAACACCUGGUCCGUCCUCCAAAGCUUCAUCAUCGUCAUGUCCGGUUACCUCCAGCUCUUCUUCCUCAAGAGGUUCUUCCGGACAGAAAGUGACCGGCCCCGCUGCUAAGAAAGAGAAAGAGCUCCAGUAAAACCAGCUUAUAUGCUUUUUAUUUGCUUUUAUUUGCUCUCUUUAUUUUGUUAUUAUCCUAAAUCAUUAAUCAUAUGAUAUAAAGGCAUCAGAUAGAGAUUAGGUUGAAAAAUGCUGGAGUUUGCCUUUAGACCUGAUGUGCUUCAUAUA
Colossoma macropomum (tambaqui) is the source of this 927-nucleotide messenger RNA. RefSeq names its product transmembrane emp24 domain-containing protein 6-like. The coding region runs from base 49 to 756 and encodes 235 amino acids. Gene Ontology annotation, biological process: Golgi organization; endoplasmic reticulum to Golgi vesicle-mediated transport; intracellular protein transport. The record is from RefSeq and is a predicted model, not a curated record. The transcript has 4 exons. Gene Ontology annotation, cellular component: endoplasmic reticulum-Golgi intermediate compartment; COPII-coated ER to Golgi transport vesicle; Golgi apparatus. Lineage: Eukaryota; Metazoa; Chordata; Actinopteri; Characiformes; Serrasalmidae.